CUACGACUCCAUCCUCACCCGCGCCCUCGCCGCUUCCACGCACACAUUCCCGCCCAACACACCGCGGCCUCACCACACGGACCCGGCGCAUGCUCGCUGCCGCCUGCCGCGCCUCGUCGUCGCAGCAGCAGCAGUAGGCGCCUCGCCGGGCAGGAGCGUGUGUGGGGCACACCGCGCCAGCCAUGUCGCUCCCGUCGGCGCCGCCGCCGGCGCCCGGCAGCAGCAGCGGCAGCAGCGGCGGCGGCGCCGGUGGUCUCGGCGCACCGCCCGCCGGCGCCUCGUCGAUGUUCUCCCUCUCCGAAUCGCGCUUCCUCGCCGACUCGCUCGCCUCGCUCGCGCCCUCGCUCUCGCCGCCCGCCGCAGGCAGCAGCAGCAGCAGUGGCGGCGCCAGCUUCUUUGCGCCGCCGCUCGGCAUCGGCAGCCAGCAGGUGGACCACUUUGAUCCCUUCACGCUCAACGCGCCCUCCUUCUCCGGCGCACCGCCUUCCUUCCACCCACAUCCACACGCCCCUCCGCCGCCGCCGCACGCGCACUCGCACUCGCGCAGCACGAGCGACCUCGGCGUGCCGGGCGGACACUGGUCGCAGUCGCCGCACAUGCUCGCCGAGCCCACGCCGCCGCAGCCGCCGCGACGCGCCAGUAUCUUUGAGCACUCGUGGCUCGCGCCCUCCAAUGGCGCCGGCAGCGGCGGCGGUGCGCAGGCGAUGCAGACCGACGAGGCGGGCAUGCCCGCCGGCGCGGGUGCGGGUGCCAGCGGCGGCGGCGCAUAUGGUCGCUCGCGCGCCUGGCAGCAUGCUCAGCUCGAGGCGCUGCAGCGCGAGCGCGAGCGCUACUUGGCGCACGCAGCAGGCGCCAGUGGCAGCGGCAGCAUGGCGCCGCCCGCUCAUCCGCCAUCACAGCCGCAGCCGCAGCAUCCCGGCUACAUGGCCCAUGCGCCCACGCCGCCGCAUCCGCCCGGCCCGCACGGCAGCGCCUAUGCCGCCGCGCUGGCGCGCUACGGUCCCGCUUCCGCACAGGCGGGCGCCGCCGGGCCAUCGCGUUUCUUCGCUGGGCACCUCGUUCCGGGCCCAGCAUCGACGCUGUCGAACAGCUCGAACGGCAGUAUAGGGCCGAGUGCGCCGAAUGACUUGGGCAUCCUUGGCCUCGCCUUUCCCUCUUCUCACUCAUUCCCUGCGCCGCCCGACGCUGCAGGCAACGCGCAGCAGCACGGCAUCGGCGCCUCUGCCUCGUCCUCGCAGCCCGCAGCUGCCGAGGCGAGGGAACGGCCGAGCUCGAGCGAGGGCACGGCAUCGAAGAAGCGCGCCAAGAGCUCAAAUCGCGCCGGCAUCUCUGCCUCGGCCUCUGCGGGCAACCUCAUUGCCAGCAGCAGCGGCAGUACCAGCGCCGGCGCCAGCGCCGGCACGCUGCAGCCGCCGCGGACGAGUGCCUCGCCUACCCCUGCACCGCCGGCGCCGAUGCCGCCCGCCGUCUCGCUCGACCUCGACUCUGCGUUGCGCGUGCUGCCCAGCACGCUCCACGGCGCCUUCGUCUCUUCCCAUCUCACACGCCUGCAGCCGCAUCUCGAGCCCUUGCGGGCCGCACGGCGAGCCGAGCGGGCGGCGCGCGUCGCGGCGGGAGACACGGGCGAGGAGAAAAAGAAGGAGAAGCAGCCGCACGUGCUGCUGACCGAGGCCGAGAAGAAGAAGAACCACAUUGCCAGCGAGCAGAAGCGCAGAGCCAACAUCCGUAAGGGCUACGAGAGUCUCUGCGCCCUAGUGCCAGGCCUGCAGGGGGAGGAAGAGGAGGAAGAGGAGGAGAACAAAGGCGGCACAGGAGGAAGGAGCGAGGCCGUCGUGCUGCAUCAUUCGGUAGAGCAUCUGCGCCACGCCCUCUCGGAACAUCGUGCGCUCGUGCUGCGUCUAGACGAGGCGCGCAUCAGGCUGGCGCGCAAGCAUGGCGUGCACAUCGACGCAGCCAAACGCAAGGCUGAGGCGGAUGAGGCGAGCGCAUCCGGCGCGCCGAAGAAGGAGGACGCCGAUGGCGUGCAGGAGAUGCAGACGGGCGCGUAAGCAGCCGCGUGUGCCCAUCGAUGUCCACGCCGCCGGCAGUGCCUUCGCCGCACGACCCUGCGCUCGAUCUUGACACUGCACGCAAUAGCCCUCCCGCCCUGCUCCCCCCCC
Tilletiopsis washingtonensis is the source of this 2159-nucleotide messenger RNA. RefSeq lists its product as hypothetical. Gene Ontology annotation, biological process: regulation of transcription by RNA polymerase II. The transcript has 2 exons. Gene Ontology annotation, molecular function: DNA-binding transcription factor activity, RNA polymerase II-specific; RNA polymerase II cis-regulatory region sequence-specific DNA binding; protein dimerization activity. The coding region runs from base 183 to 2048 and encodes 621 amino acids. Lineage: Eukaryota; Fungi; Basidiomycota; Exobasidiomycetes; Entylomatales. The record is from RefSeq and is a predicted model, not a curated record.